GGUUUGUUUUGGUGGCGCCGUCAGAAAGACAGAAAACAAACCAGCCCUCUCGCCUCGUGUUGUCUGUCCAGUGCCUCGUGUGUUGUACUGGCCUUCCCUCUCACCAUACAGGCUUCCAGUACUAACAUCACUCCCGCCACGGUGAGCUGAGGCUGAAGUAGUGUCUUCCUAUAAGGGCCAUGGGCAUGAAGAAGAAGCAUAAGACUUUCAGCAAGCGUGGUCCAAGGAAUGCAAAGGGAUCAAACUUCAAGUACAAGAAGAAGAAGAGUGAUGUAGAGAAGGCAGAGAUCUCGCUGCUGGAGUCUAGCAAAACAAAGCUUGAUGGCUUAAACCCAGAGGAAAUUGAAAGUUUUCGUGUCCUUCCAUUGAGCAAGAAAACCCUGAAGGGCCUCCGAGAAGCAGGAUUCACUGUGCCCACCAAAGUGCAGCGGCAGUCACUUAUUUUCUCAUUGCGGGGGCAAGAUGUAGUAGCGGCGGCAAAGACUGGCUCGGGGAAGACUCUGGCUUUCAUCAUACCCCUGCUUGAGUUGCUGUAUCACAAAAAGUGGACAGGUAUGGAUGGCCUUGGUGUGUUGGUCAUCACCCCAACCCGAGAACUUGCCUACCAGAUAUUUGAAGUGCUGAACAAGGUGGGCAAAGAACAUGACUUCUCAGCUGGCCUGGUAAUAGGUGGAAAGGAUCUAAAGUAUGAGUGGAAUCGCAUCAGCUCCUGCAACAUCAUGAUCUGCACGCCGGGCCGUCUGUUACAGCACAUGACGGAGAAUGCUGAAUUUGUCUCUGAUAAUGUCCAGAUGCUGGUUCUCGAUGAGGCUGACCAGUGCCUCUCAAUGGGCUUUGCUGACACCAUGAACUGCAUCCUGGAGGAGCUGCCUUCAGAACGGCAGACUCUCCUCUUCUCUGCCACACAGACCAGGGAUGUCAAGGACCUGAUUCGAGCUGGCUGCAACAAUCCAAUAUUUUGCUCAGUUCAUGAACACUCCAAGACCAUCACUCCCAAGAGCCUGCAGGAAAGCUAUGUCCUGUGUAGCGCCCACGACAAGUUCACCUUCCUGUGGUCAUUCAUCAGGCACCAUCGCAAACAUAAAAUACUUGUAUUUCUGGCAACAUGCAAGCAGGUUCAAUACUACUUCCACAUGCUGUGCAAACUCCAGCCAGGCCUGUCAGUGAUGGGCCUCCAUGGCUCCAUGCAUCAGCUGCGCCGCAUGGCUGUCUAUGAUGAAUUCUGUCGUAAGAAACACGCUGUGCUCAUUGCCACGGAUGUCGCAGCACGGGGACUAGAUAUCCCUGCUGUGGACUGGGUGGUUCAGGUGGACUGCCCUGAGGAUGUCACCACCUACAUCCAUCGUGUGGGAAGGACUGCACGCUACUCCAGAAGUGGUGAGGCCAUCCUGCUCCUCACGCCCUCAGAGGAGCCUGCCAUGCUGGACUGUCUGAAGGCCAAGAACAUUCCCAUUGAGAAGAUUGAUGUUGACCAAAGCAAACUGCAGGGAGCCAAUGUCAAGAUGGAGAUUGUCCUUAGUAAGUACAACAACCUGAAGGAGGAGGCUGUGCGGGCCUUCAAGUCUUACCUGAAGCACGUGGUCCUCAUGCGGAACAAGAAGGUGUUUGAUGUGGCAUCCAUUGAUUUAGAUGCUUUAGCCAGAUCCCUGGGUUUGGUGGUGACGCCCAGGGUAAGGUUCAUAGAGAAGCAACUCAAGCAGAAGUCAGGCAGCAACACAACCAACCCAGCACCAGCAGGCACCUCAACACAAAGCAAUACAAACAAGGCACUCACAUCAAGACUCACAACCUUGAACUUUGGUGCAGAUGACAGUGACGAGGAUGAUGAUUUUCUCAGCACUGCGAAAGACCAGAAUAUUGGCCUCUCCGAAGAAGACUCCCAAGACACAGAGGUGGUGGAGGAGCCUCAGAAAACCCAGAGUAAGAAAAAACCUUUAACUAAAUAUGCUGUUGUCAAGAAGCUCCUGAAGAAGAACAUUCAGGUUAACCAAAGAGUUAUAUUUGAUGAAGAAGGAGAGGAAAUUUUGGAUCCCAGGAAACAACAGAUCUCCCAGGCAGCACGUAAAGAACAAAAGGAAGACGUCACUGGUAUCAACAUUUCUAAACUCAAGCAGAUCAUGCAUGAAGAGGACAAAGUUGACAAAAAGAUCCAUGCCUCAAAAUUGAAAGAGAAAAAUUGGGAAAAGAAAAGAAAAGAGAAACAGAAGAACACCAAACUCAGGAAUGAUGAUGAAGCAGAAUUUGAAGAUGAUGAUAGUGAGGAUGAUGAUGUUGAUGACUCCACUCAAGCUAUCAUUGAUGACCUGCCUGACCCAAACAAAUACUAUGGUGGUGAUUCAAGAGAGGAGGAGGAGGAAGAGGAGGAAAAUGAUGAUGAUGAUGAGAUGGAAGAUGAAAUGGCACAGCCACAACCUAAGAAGAGUGUGAAGAGGAAAGCUAGAGAACAAGCCAGGGAAGCUAAGAAGGCAAGGCAAGCACAGAGCAAUACUCUUGAGUCCUUGCCUGUUGAUGAACAAGAGCAGCUGGCCCUCUUCCUUCUCAGAAACAAGCAUUAAUAUCCAUUCUUCCACCAAUAGGGAAAAAAAGAUAUGUAAGACAUACCCACAUGGCCCCCUGGAGGCACCCAGAUGCCAGGGAAGGUCCGCAUGUGUCCAGCCCGAUGAGUGAGUAGGAGCCUGUGGUCACUAGACUCGAGGAGCACUGCCACCCCGACGUCCACCCCUCGCGUCUUUAUCUCUGCAGGAAGGUCAUCCCGCCCCUUCUUGUCCAGGUGCUGAAUGGGACAGAAUGGUGGGUGCUGGUAGGAUAAAGGUAUUUGCUUAAUAUCAUGCAGUAAAUCUGUUAACCCUUGCAUCACUAACUGUAUCACAUUUGUUAUUUGCAGAAGUCAAGCAAACUUUUGUACUCAUUACAGACCAUAUUUUGUGUUUUCCUCAAUAUUUUAUUCUAUGUAAGGCCAAGGGCAAUACACAUCUAUAAGAAUAAAAAAAAUGGCCCAAGGAAUGCCUCUGAUCUAAGAAUUAGUAUUACAUUUUUUAAGGAGGCUCACAAAAUCAGAGGACAGAGGCACAAAACAUAGUGGAAGCAAGUGCAGAAGGUUACUUGACUUAUGAACAAUACUGUAUGUGACAAUGUAAUAUGACUUGCCAUGAUUUUAUAAAGAGGCGGUCUAGCAUUACAAGCUGA
Molecule: messenger RNA, 3186 nt
Organism: Portunus trituberculatus (swimming crab)
Lineage: Eukaryota; Metazoa; Arthropoda; Malacostraca; Decapoda; Portunidae
Product: probable ATP-dependent RNA helicase DDX10
Exons: 16
Coding region: 180-2555 (791 amino acids)
Biological process (GO): rRNA processing
Cellular component (GO): nucleus
Molecular function (GO): RNA helicase activity; ATP binding; nucleic acid binding
Source: RefSeq, a predicted model, not a curated record